Penicillium samsonianum is the source of this 207-nucleotide messenger RNA. RefSeq lists its product as uncharacterized. The transcript is spliced from 2 exons. The coding region runs from base 1 to 207 and encodes 68 amino acids. Lineage: Eukaryota; Fungi; Ascomycota; Eurotiomycetes; Eurotiales; Aspergillaceae. The record is from RefSeq and is a predicted model, not a curated record.
AUGAGCAAAGGCGUCUGCUUUAGGGUCGACGUGAAGGCGCGGAAUAAGGAUAGUGCCUCGGCGCCUGAAUUUUUCUUUACGACGGGAUAUGACGGUAUGUCCGAAGACUCCGGUGAUAAAGAGGUCUUUGGUGCUAUUAGCAAUGAAGUCCUCGAGACUUUUGAGAAAGCAGGCUAUGACAUUAUGACGAAGGAUGCGAAUGAAUAG